UUUUCUUUUUUAAAAUAAAUAGUGAAGCGGGCUUCGCUUGUUGGAUCAUACAGUAAUAACAGAAUUUAUGUAUCAUUAUCAAGAAUUAUUUGGAAAUGAAAAAGAUCGCGCUGAAACGAUUUAACGGGCUGUUUCAGCGCUUACUAGCUAAUGCUUAUCAGUUAGCUACUAGCUUAGCUUGUGAGCCACCCUAUGAUGAUUAGCAUGCAGGUAGCCCGUAUAUGUCUGUUAUCCGGAACAUCACCGGCAUCCUAACCGGGAGCCGAUUCACGCACGCGUGACAGUCGUGAAACGGUUCUAACAUCUGUUCAGAACAACUCAGCCACCGAGUCUGGGCCGCCUCCGGUAGCUACGCGGAGGACGGCAUUAGCCCGCUAGCUUCGGAGUAAUAUGUUCAGCUGGGCUCGUGUGUGUGUGUGUGCGCGCGCGCGCUGUAAAUGGCAGCACAUGACCACCGGCGCUGUAAACACUGCGGCCACACCGGCGACUCCUGAUAACGGUAGCGGGCUCCGUGCUGCUCCUCCCCCGCUCCGGGGAUUGCCGUAACACAGCCGGCGUUGGUCUCUCCGUUACCGCCCGCGGUCGGGCUGCCAGCCGCGCAGCCGCCGCAGAGCUAUGACCCGGAACGUGGGUUGUUUGCAGCUGUUUACAUCCAGAUUUUUUAACCUGGACGGUAAAAUUAAACCGUUCUAGCUGGAUCAGCAUCGAGGGCCUGCAUGGAUGGGACGUGAAACCUGAGUCCCCAGAGGGGUCCGAGUAGGGAAGUGUUUGGCGGUUUCUGGGGUUUCUGGACCCCGCAGGCCUGUAUAGUAAAGCUGGGCUGCAAUGAUACCUCAGGGCCCGCUGGACCCCAACACUGGACUGCAGCAGGACUGUGAACUGCAUUGAGAGCCACAGCUGCCUGAUGUCCUAGUAACUAAUUGUUGAUUUUUAGGCCAAAGCUGAUCAAAUUAGUUCUUAAACUGUUUCCUGAACACAGUUAGUGUCUCAUCAUAUUUUAUUAAACAUGGUUAGUUCUGCUGGAAAGCUAUGGGAGUCUGUGGGGACUGACCCUAUGCUGGCCCCUCUGCUGAACUUCAGAGGAACUGCAGAUGGUGUUUCACAGCAUUGGUUAGUUGGUCCUGAUGUCCGAGGACCAGUGUCACCAACGGGCCGAGGCCUCCCGGCGGGGCCAGGGCGGUCUGGAGACAGGGGAGGGUGACACUGAGCCCAGCAUGCUGCUGCAGAAACUGAAGAGCAACAUCUCGAAACAUGUUCAGACCAAAGUAGAGCAGAUCCUGCAAGAUGUUCAGCGUUUCUCUGACAAUGACAAGUUGUACCUGUACCUGCAGCUGCCCUCUGGACCGAGUUCUGGAGACAAAAGCAGCAGCGAUUCGAGUUCAUUUAACACGGCCGACCAGCUUCACACCUGUAACUGGAUCCGCAGUCACCUGGAGGAGCAUUCAGACACCUGCCUGCCCAAACAGGACGUCUACGAGACCUACAAGAGGUACUGUGAGAACCUGCAGCAGCGUCCUCUGAGCGCCGCCAACUUUGGGAAGAUCAUCAGAGACAUUUUUCCCAACAUCAAAGCGAGACGGCUCGGAGGCCGAGGACAGUCCAAGUACUGUUACAGCGGCAUCAGGAGGAAGACGGUCCUCAACAUGCCUCUGCUGCCCAACCUCGACCUGAAGAAUGACCCGGCGGAGCUCACCGAGCUGGUCCAGACCUACAAACAGGAAGUGACAGAGGCGGCGUGCGAGCUGAUUUGUGACUGGGCGCAAAAGAUCCUGAAGCGCUCGUUCGACACGGUGGUGGAGAUCGCUCGCUACCUGAUCCAGGAGCACAUCGUCAACCCUCGCUGUAGUCAGGCCGAGCUCGUGUCCUCCGCCGCGCUCGCAGGCGGUCCAGCUAAAACCCACAAAGUCAUCAAGAAGACUCCUUUGGCGUCCAGAGCUGAUGGUGAUGGCGCUCCUGAUCAGAAGAAGGAUCUCGGAGACUCUUUCUCCUCUUCCUCGCUGAAAUCGCAAUCAGGAGACAAAUCGGCUUUGUCUGGAAAACCUUCCUCCCUAGAUGCUUCGCCUCCCUCCAGCUCUUCCUCAUCUCUACGUCCUGCGGUUGAAGCAUUCAUCAAGCAGUUACCCAGAAUCCUCCCUCGCAGCUCCAUCCCAGAUAAGACACUCACCGUCCGCUCCUCUCCACCCUCACUAGCUCCCAAAGACGCCUCUGGUGUAGGGGAGGUGUCUGGACAUGGAGGCCCCACUGCCACCACCGCCACGAGUGGUGGCGGGGUGAAGGUGAUCGCGAUGGCGACGCUGCCGCAGCAGCAGGGCGGCACCUUUCCUGUGAUGAUUCUGCCUCAGAGCUGUCUGUCCUACGAAAGGGAGAAGGUUGCCCCGCCUCCUCCCCCUCAGCAGCAGCAUGCCCCCUCAGCCCCCACCUCUGUGGUCCAGAGGGUUCGAGGUGGAGCAGCCAAGCGUCCCCUGGAGGUGGUGGUGUCCAGUGGCAGUGCCAUCGGUAGUAGCACCACUACCAACACGACGCCCGUGAAACGGAAACGAGGACGACCGAGAAAACCUCGCCCCGAGGACUCCCUGCCAGCCCCGCCCACUACUCUUCCUCCUCCACCCCUACCACCUGCGCCACCCCCUCCUCCUUCCAUCAUCAGCUCUGUGACGGGUGGCGUCAUCCAGAAAGCCUCCUCGUCGUCCGCCUCCUCACAGCCCGUGCUGGAGCUGGUGAUCCAGGAACCGCCCGGCAUGGUUCUGGGUGCAGUGGAGCACCGUGGCGUGGUGGUGCAGUGCCCUCCAGAGGUGGACCGCCACAGUAAGCCGCUGCUGCUGCUCCAGAGCCCGGGAAACCAGAGCUGGGAGCUGGCGGCGUCAGGGCGCACCCAGAUGGUGGAAGUCAUCCAGAAAGCUCCAAGACCGAGCAACAACAACAGCGCCACCACGCCGCCCACCGCACACCUGCCAGCGCCUCCCCUCCCACUGCCCACGCUGCACGAGGAGCAAGGCGAGGUGGAGAUCACGCUGACGCCGGUGCAGCCGCACGUAAGCCUGCCGCCACCACCUCCUCCUUCCACCUCCUCUGCUGGCUCCGCCUCUCCCGCCACAGUGAUGAAGAAUGUGGAAGAGGAAGCAGAGAGCAGCACAUCCUCACAGAGGGAGGGGCACUAACCCUGUUACCUCACUCGCUACAAAGCCUCGCCCGUCUGACGUCUUCUUCCUCAUUGGUGGAGAUCCCAGAUUGGCUGCGUCAGACAGCCAGUCAGGGGCAUACAUGAAACCAGAACACUCACAUCUCGCGGCCACACUUCCUCCGAACAUUUGUUGGUCUGCUGCUUCGCUUCACCUUAAAACGUGCAGAGGAGGAGGCGGGGUUUGGUACUUACGGGUCAGAGCCUUGUAAAGGUUCUGUGUGUUAAACCUGAGAAACCACCUCUGUAAUGAGCUCAGCCUCUGCUCCCCUGUAGGCCGUCGCCUCCAGGAGGUGCCGUUUGGGGAGCAGAGGCUCCGCCCCCUGUUCUGAACAGCCUUGUGUUUUUAUCGUGUUGGUUUGUGAUUUUUUUUUUAAAUGUGCCCCCCAAAAAGAAGCCGUUUGAUCUAAACGUUUGAACGCGACUUUAUUUAUUAGUUCAGCUUCUUUGAUUGCAUUUAAAUGAUUAAUAGUAGGUCACAGACUCUAAAGUGCUCGUGUCUGUUUCCGUCAGGGCCAGAUGACCUCACAGCAGACCUGCUUUCAUGUGUUCUUUGUCAAGUAGCAACCACAUUUGUUUAACUAGAAAGUACUUUGUGUGAACUGUGCUGGAAACCUUCACCACCCGGCGACGAUUUACUGAAAGUGAUUUUUUACUUCAGCAGGUUAUUUAUGGUGAAAAAUUGCCCCUCCUCCGGCAGCCACGUUGUUGUUUUCAUGUUAAUGACGUGGAUGUAGACCCCCCCGCUAGAGAGCACAGCAGCGGCACGAUAUCUGGCCCUUACGGAUCGAACGGCUGGUUUGAAGCUUGAGCUCAGGCACAAGGAGCAAAGCACAAGUCGCCCUCCACCAACGCUCGCAUGCAGUACGAAGAAUUUACCCACUCAGAGCCCGUUAGAUGCCAUGCACCCUUUGCACUAACCAACUCCCUGCGAGCGCCACCACAGCUCUGUCCCGAUCAGCAGUGUGACACGACCACGUCGAGACGCUGAUGUUAAUAAAAAUAAAAUGAUAAAUAACCCAAAACAAAGGUUUCGGCCACAGGAAGUGCCCUAAACUUGUAACAGGAAGUGGUUCCUGCUCUUCUUCUGUGGUUCCUUCAGGAGGACUCUGGAAGUGUCACAUUGCUGAGCGAUUGUUCUUCACUUCUGUCAGACCGCUUCUCGCUCCCCGCGGGCGUCGUCUUCAUCAUUGGUGCUACAAACCUGCAAGGCGCGGCACUGCCGCCGUCCUCGCCAUCUUCAUCCUGUGAUCUCAGACUUGUAAAAACCCCGUUUGUCAGUACUCGCGUCUGGAGGUGUGAAUGUGGCGUGUUCAAGUGUGUGUCCUCACUUCCCUCUGUCCUCUGACAAUGAGAGCUGCGGGUCAGUUAACGGGACGUCGAAAAUCAUGACUGUUAAUUCACACGUGUUGCAUGAUGGGAAGGUGCACACGGCAGCACUGCACUAAGCGCCAGCAUGUAAAUAUGACUGCAUGGUGUAAACUCAGCCGACUGGCACGUCUCGGCGUCCUGUUAACUGCCGCGCCUCGGCCCUGACUGACUCCAGCGUUGCACUGUGUAAAGAGUCCGUGUGUGUUACCAGUUUGUUGUUAUAUGCAUUGAGAGACUACGUCACAGGUAUUUAUGAGUAAUGUUUUGCUUUGUGGUUGCACCUGACGAGAGGCCGGCCGCACUAUGGCCGUUUCAGUUUUAAGUGUUGAACAGUAUGAAUAAAGAGGAAAACACGAGUGUUUUAUGAGAGCUGAAGUAAUCACACAGAGUAGUUACAUUUCAUGGUUUGUAGAAGUAAAGACGUCUCUCUAAAGGCCUCAGUUUACUUCAGACGAAGUUUGUACGAUAAACUGUGUCUGACGGCAGCCGCAGGCGAGUCAUCUGACCUGGACUGUGGUUACAGCAGUCCACCCGCUUCCAAUCGCAUCACGUUUGUCAGAGAGCUGUAGGACUGAUGCUGAGUUACUCCGGGAGCGUCUGACUCUGGAGGGUUUUCUGACGAAACGUCGGACCUCUUGGGACCUGUUUGUGCUGAUCUGGGACCUCAAUGGGAAUUUUAUCCAGGACUGAGAAGGCUUGCUGGUCCUGAACUGGUCCCUGUUGCUUUAAGGCUUUCUUUGAGGUGGACUGAGGCCUAGAUGCUUCCAGAAAGAAAAACAAAAAACCCUCGGUGGGCAAAGUUGCUGCUGAGUUGACCGACGAGUCGGUCUGCUGCCAGGCACCGUUGACUCUGUCCUCAUCACUUUAUUGCAGACCUGAUGUUAAAGUCAAAUGUUGCUUUUGGGAAUCAAAAAGUUCUGACUGAAACCCAAAGAGAUUGUUCCCUGUGCAGGAGCUACUGGGCAAACUGGGAAACCUGACAAAGAUGCAAAAAGAGCUGAAGUUGGGACUAACAGCGCGAGUAACUGAGCAGAGCUGACAUGUGGUUCAGAACGCGAGUCUAAGAGUCGGUUUCCAAAGGCGUUCAGAUAAACGGUCGUGAUUGUGAGAGAGCCAAUCAGGGGGAGAGAAAGUCGAGGGGUAAAGAGGUGGACCUGAGCUGCUUCACACCUGCUCUACCAAACGAGCAGGUGUGAAGCAGCAUGACGAAGCCUGAGACACAAACCCCAGAAACUUUGGUUCAUCUGAAUAAGUGAACCUGCUUCAUCUUUGAUGAUCCCUGAAGGGCAGAAGGACUCCAGGAUAACCCAGUUAAAAGCAGCUCUGGCCCAGUCUGGCCCGGCACUGGGAGCCUGGGUUUGCAGCUGUCUGUGGGAGGUGUUCACUGUGGAGCCGCAGUGCUCGAACAAACUAAACCAGAAACGGGUCAGAUAAUCAAAGAUUAAACGAUCGGGAUCCGGGUAGCAGGGCGUCAACUCCAAGGGGCCAGACUGACGACACGGCGCCUUCUGAUGUCACUUCCUGUCUUGUUUAUAUGUGCUGUACAUGUGUAGAGCGGCUCCCCUGCGAGCCCUCUGAGAUGUGAACAGCUGAUUGUUACUGACCCUCACCGGGUCAGAGACCUUCACUGACGAAACGUGACGAGAUGACGAGGCACUGUUGGGAGCGAGCCCUGGCGGUCCCGUGGGGGCCGGGUUUUUGUCUGUAGCUGUGACCAGCGGCGUUGACGUUUCCUGUUGUUUUCCUUCUGCCUCGUGCUUUGUCGGUUGUUGAGCUUGUUGAUGUGCAGAUUUUCUUCUUCCUGGUGUUGCUGUGAGAAACGCCAUCAAUUUUCUGCAUGUGUUCCCGUGGCUGCUGGUCUCUCUUUUGGAUGUUUGUUUCUCCGUAACUCCGCCCUCUCUCCUUUCUGUUGCUUUUUUGUUUUGCACUUUACUUCGGGAGCGGUGGAGGAUGAACCCUCCCGUUCAGCAGUGUGACGCAGCUUCGCUUGUGUUUGUUUGUUGUGAAGAGAAAGUGAAGCGUGAUGAGGACAGAAGCCAGAACUUUAAUGUGAAUCUAUUUUCCUACGUGACGCAAUAAAGACGUGACGUUAACUUACUCUCCGGUCUCCGCCUUUCAUUUCAGCAGGUAUUAAAUCACUUCCUGAUGACUAAUCGGAUCUUUGGAAAAUGCCGUCAGCAUUCCCGAGGGUCCCUCACUGCUCACGGGAUCUGAGGGUCACAAGAGGACUUGGGGGUCACAAAAACUGAAUCCUCUGGGACAAACUUUGAAUUGAAUGAUCCUGUGAGUUUGAUUUGUUUCUAGUUUGAGUCUGAAAUCAGAUUCUUUUUUGUUAAAAUGUUAUAAUUUAGUUUAAAACAGACCUGAAGUAUUUCAAAUGGAGCAAUGGGUUUAAAAGAUGAUUUCUUUAAAUGUCUUCUUUCUCUUCUCACUUAUUUCAUGUUCUUUGUAAAGCUGCUGAUGGAGAUCGAAAACAAUCAGUGAAAACACAAAAGAGGAGCUUGAUUUUCUGCCUGUGUGACAAUCGCAGACAUAAGAAUAAAAAGCUUUAAUUGCU
Messenger RNA from Haplochromis burtoni (Burton's mouthbrooder), 7106 nucleotides. It is a transcript of the gene rfx5, whose product is annotated as regulatory factor X, 5. Gene Ontology annotation, molecular function: DNA-binding transcription factor activity, RNA polymerase II-specific; RNA polymerase II cis-regulatory region sequence-specific DNA binding. The coding region runs from base 1125 to 3158 and encodes 677 amino acids. Lineage: Eukaryota; Metazoa; Chordata; Actinopteri; Cichliformes; Cichlidae. Gene Ontology annotation, biological process: regulation of transcription by RNA polymerase II. The transcript has 11 exons. The record is from RefSeq and is a predicted model, not a curated record.